Propithecus coquereli (Coquerel's sifaka) is the source of this 5256-nucleotide messenger RNA. RefSeq names its product retinitis pigmentosa 1-like 1 (gene RP1L1). Gene Ontology annotation, cellular component: axoneme. The record is from RefSeq and is a predicted model, not a curated record. The transcript is spliced from 4 exons. NCBI's taxonomy places the organism in Eukaryota, Metazoa, Chordata, Mammalia, Primates, Indriidae. Gene Ontology annotation, biological process: intracellular signal transduction; retina development in camera-type eye; axoneme assembly. Bases 16 to 5256 code for a protein of 1746 amino acids.
CCAGGCCGCCGCACCAUGAGCCGCUCCCCGAGGGAAGCCCAGGCCCCGAGCCACCACGAGCGCCUUCUGCCCUCUGUGGCUCGCACCCCGUCUGUCACCCAGGUCGCACCAGCCAAGAAGAUAACCUUCCUCAAGCGAGGGGAUCCCCGCUUUGUCGGGGUCCGCCUGGCUGUUCACCAGCGCGCCUUCAAGACCUUCAGCGCCCUCAUGGACGAGCUCUCCCGGCGCGUGCCUCUCUCCUUCGGGGUGCGCUCCGUCACCACGCCCCGCGGCCUGCAUGGCCUCAGCGCCCUGGAGCAGCUGGAAGAUGGCGGCUGCUACUUCUGCUCCGAUAAGAACCCCCCCAAGAUGCCCGGCGGGCCAGGCCGGCCGCAGGGGAGAGGCCCCUCUGCUCAGCAAUCGCGGGAUUUUGAAGGCCAGCGGGAGACGCCUGGAACGUCCUCCUCCUGGAAGGGUCCCAAAGCCCCAAGGAGGGUCUUGCUGGUGAAGAACGGGGACCCUAGACUCCAGCAGACGGUGGUUCUCAGUCACAGAGACACUCGGGACCUGACGGCCUUUCUCAGCAAAGCCUCAGACAUUCUGCGCUUUCCUGUGAAGCACGUGUACACAAUCAGCGGGAAAAAGCUGGACUCCCUGCAGAGCCUGCCGCCCGUGCUGGUGUGUGCCGGCCACGAGGCCUUCAGACCUCUGGCCAUGGAAGAUGCCAGAAGAAACAGGACUGAAACUUCAGCUGGGCUGGCUUCAAGGAACAAAAACGGGAGCUGGGGGCCCAAGGCCAAGCAGAGCGUGAUCCACGCGAGGCCCAGGUCGGGCAGCAGGCCGCGGCGGUCUUCCUUGCUGUCAGAGAGGUCUGGGCUCAGUGACCCCCCAGAGUCCCUGCAACGAGCCUGGGUGGGCUGUGCCCCCGACGGGCACCCUCUGGACACGCCGGCCCGGCCUGGCCCCUUGGUGGCCAGCGACGGCGUGAAGAAGAAGGUGCGCGUGAACGAGGACGGCAGCCUGGACGUGGAGAUGAAGGUCCGCUUCCACCUGCUCGGCGAGGACACGCUCCUGUGGUCCCGGAGGAUGGGGAGGGCCUGCGGGGAGGGCCCCGACCUCGGGGAGGUGGACCCCCUCUGCUGCGUGUGGGAGGGCCACCCUGGGGGCGGCUCGGUGGCGGGGGCGUGGGGGCCGAGGUCCUGCGGGGUGGAGCGCGAGGACGCCUGUGGCCGAGGCGGGCCGUCAGGACCCAGAUACGAGAUCUGGACGAACCCCCUGCACGCAGCCCGGGGAGAGGGGCUGACUUCUCGGAGGAGGUCGGGGCUGGCCCAGCACCCCCACGGCCGGGGCCCCCGGGGCCAAGGGGCCACCCUCAGGGAGAGACGCUGGGACAGUAUCAGCUCAGCCUCCAGCUCCAGCCACCCCGAGGGCUCGGAGCCAGACUCCUCCUGCUGCCCCAGGACCCCAGAGGGCGGUGCAGGCAGUGGUGGCCUCUCUGCCCAGAGCAGAGCCAAGCGGGAAGCUGGCCCAUGCCCAGAGACAGCGGGGCCAGGCAGCCAGGGUGCCAAAGGGGCUCCUUUUGACACGUCGGCCGGCGAGUGGGGUGGGCAGCACUGGGGCUGCUUGGACGAGGCAAGGCCUGAGACUUCCCAGCAGGAGGUCACCCAGGGAGGUGACCCCAGUUCUCCCACCCUGAGUCCCUCAGCUUUAAGGAACGAGGACCUGCAGGCAGAGACAUGUGGGCAGGGCACUGGGUGCCACCAGGCCAGGUGGGGGUCUGUGACGAGGCUGCCCCUGGCCCCAGGCCAUUCUGGCUCCUGGGACACAGAUGGAGGUUCUCCCCCACCUCCCGCCUGUGCCUCAGCCCAGAGGGGGACAAGGAAGCAGAGGACCCGCACUAGUGCCGUGUCCCCACCCAGCUCUCCUGGCCUUGGCCGAGUGGCUCGGAGAGGCCAUGCUGGGGAGUGUCACCACUGCAGGGACACCCACUGCCUGCCGGACUUACCUGCAGCCCAGCCAGCGCCAAGGCCUCCCGACCGAGGAGGGGCCUGCCCGGAGGGCCCAGCUGCACGACUUUCCGAAAGCUCCUCGAGCACCCAGACACAGGCCUCCGGGGACCGGAGAGCCCCCUCCUCGGGCUCGCUGCAUUCCCAGGACCUGCCCGCGGCCAGCAGUGCCACCAUCUCUCCUGCAGGCAACUUGGACUGCGCUUCUGGUUCCUUCCACUGCGAAGCUCCCUCUGCCGGGUGGGCAGGGGACGUGGGGUCCAGGGCGGGCUCCCCGGCUCCUGCUCCUCCCCACACACCCCACUUCUGCUCUCAGGCUAGGGCUGGUGGCCAGGGCCCAGAGGCGGGGGGCAUCCCCGAGCCUUCCUCGCCCUUGGCCCUGCAGGUGGGACGGCCUGACCCAGGGGAGGCAGGAGGCCACCGAGGCCACUGCGGCUUGCAGAUCGGAGCAUCCCCAGUCCAAGGAGGCCCUGGUGGCAAUGCACAGGCGCUGUGGGUACCAUCCUCUGAGGCCGCCUGGGUGUGCAGCAGGUACUGCCCCACCCCGCCCAGGCGGCGGCCCUGUGCCGAGAGGCGCCCUUCCAGCUGUGGGAGCAGUGGCCGCUGCCAUGGUGCUGCCCGGGGGCCAGGUGGGAGCCGGCAGUGGGGGGAAUCGCCUGCCGUGGGGUGCGUGCUGUCCCCAGACCCCACGGGGGGAUCCCAGGGGAAGACCGCUGCAGGCAGGGAAGGCCCCGAGGAGCAGGAGGAGCGUGGCGGCGUGUCCCCAGGCGCUCUGCCCCACGCCUCGCCAGACGCCGUGGUCCGAGAAUGGCUGGGCAACAUCCCAGAGGAGCCUGUGCUCUUGAAAUACGAGAUGGUGGAUGAGGCCGCAAAUGCGGCCGGGGACGGCCCAGAAAGCCCCAAGGAGGACCCUGAGGACGGCCGUUCUCCAGAAGGCCCAGGGGGGCUAGCUCAGGCCAGGCCACGGCCCCCUGAAGGGGACGCCAGCGAGAACCUAGAGCCAGACAGGGCCCUCCCGGGGACUGGCAGUGCCGGUCCCUCACCUGGAGAGGGUCCUCCCCAAGGGGCAGCUCCGGGCGGAAAUCCCAAAGCCUUUGCGGAGGCCAGAGUGGGCGGAGAGGCGGCCGUGGGCUGUGGGGUGCCCCAGGGGGUGCUUCCCGCCAGGGUGUGGGCCUCCGCGCAGAUCAUGAAGGCACUGGCGGGCUUCAGGCAGGGCCGGCCCAGCAGCCUGCCCGAAGUGUCCGGCCCGGCGGCCCGGAGGCUCAGCCGCUCAGCCGGGGCGCUCAUCACCUGCCUGGCCCGGCUGCACUUCUUCGAUGAAGAUCUGGGGUCUCCUAAUGGCAAAGCAAGCUUCGCAGACUCCCCUCGGUACCAGGAGCUGCUCAGCCUCUCCCGGGCCCUGUGGCCAGGCUGUGACCUUGGCCAAGGCCAGCCAGACUCCAGCCUCCAGGAGCUCACGUGGAGCCAGGCUCUGCCAGGCCUCGGGUCCCACGCCAUGACCGAGGACCUCACGCCAACGUCCUCCUCUGGCGUGGACCUCAGCAGUGGCUCGGGGGGCUCGGGGGAGGGCAGCGUGCCCUGUGCCGCGGACUGUGCCCUGGGCCCGGAGAGGGUGGAGCUGCCCCAGAAAACCUCCCACCAGAGGCCUGAUUCCAGAGGCUCAGAGAACGCGGAGGAUCUGGGAAACCCACGGCCAAGCUGUUGCCCGGCCUCCCCCCACUCGCAAGCCCCCGGUGAGGGCCGGGCAGGGGGAGACGGCGGAGAGCUGGGGCUGGGCAGCCCCCCGGGGCACGCGGUUGGACAAGCAAUGCAGGAAGAAGGGGCCCAGUUAGAGGAGACCAGAGAGGGAAUGGAAAGAGAAGAACUGCAAGAGUCUGCGGAAGAGGAAAGGCUUUCAGAAGAGGGCAGGGUGGGCUGUCCGGGUGGGGAUGAGGGCGGGCAGGAGGAGGGAGCGGGAAGAGCCUCUGCCCCAGCAGCAAGGAGAGAGGAACCCACGGAGCCCCCCGGUCAGCUCGGCGAGGGGGACCCACAUGCCGGUGAGGAUCAAAGCGGCCCCCAAUUCGAGCCUGGUUUGGAAGAUCUGCCUGGAGCAGCCUCGCCCCUGCGGGGGGCUGGCGAGGAGAGCGCGCCCGCGGCUGGCAGAGUGUCUCUGGAUCCGGACCCUGUCUGGGCGUCCACGAUGCUGAAGAAGAUGGAGAAGGCCUUCAUGGCCCACCUUGCCGGCGCCGUGGCACAGCUCCGGGCCCACUGGAGCCUGCAGGACCACCCUCUGCUGGACCAGAUGGCGGCCGAGCUGCAGCAGGACGUGGGCCGGCGGCUGCAAGACAGCACCCAGAGAGAGCUCCAGAAGAUGCUGAGCCGGGCGGGGCGCAGGGCCCCGGGGCCGCCCGGGGAGGCCCUCAGCCGGGAGCCGUCCUCGCAGACGGAGCAGCGCAGGCGCUGCCUCCGGGGCCUGCGCAACCUCUCGGCCUUCUCGGAGCGUACCGGAGGCCUGGGGUCCCUCUCCCUGGAGGACAGCGCAGCCCUGGGGACCCAGCAGGAUGGGGUGGCCGAGGGGGAGGAGUUCUGUCCCUGUGAGGCCUGCGUGAGGAAGAAAGUGAGCCCUGUGUCCCCAAAGGACACCGUGGGGACAAGCAGGGCACCUAUCAAAGAGGCCUUCGACCUGCAGCAAAUCCUGCAGAAGAGGAGAGGAGGGUGUUCCAGCGGGGACGCAGCCGAGGGGGCCCCUGAGAAGACAGGGGCAGAGCAGCUUCAGGAGGACCCCUCAAGCCCCCGGCCCUCCUGGGGGGCUGAUGAUGGGCUGGGGCUGGGGCCUGGGGUGCAGGGGGAGGAAGCCAGGGACCAGGGCUCCGGGGGUUCGGACAGUUUGGAGCGUGAACCCUCAGCAGUAGGUGACCAAGAUCCAGGAGGACAGAGUGAAGGCGCGGAAGGUGUGGGGGCCCAGGAAGCUGACGGGGAGGGGCGGCCUGGGUCAGGAGGGGGGACUCAAGGGGAGAGAGGAGGGAGCCCUCUGGUCAGCCCACAGCAGGGCCAGUCAGAGGACGCUUCUGAAAACGGCAGCCCGGACCAAGAGGGCAGGCCCGCGUCACCUCCCGCCCCAGCAUCCUACACGCUGCAGCGGCUGCACAGGAAAGCGAGGCUGCCGCUGAGGCUGUCGCCCGGGCUGCGCCGACCGGCCCAGGUGUCCCGCCGGCGGGGGCUGCUCUGCAGGCCUGUCCGGCCGUCUCCUUUGAGGGCUGGUGGAGUACCCGCACACGGCCGUGCUCUCUGA